AUGGCCUCCGGCGCCGUGAGCCCAGCGUUCGCCUACACCGUCGUGUACGUCAAGGACGUGGCGCGGUCGGCCGCGUUCUACUCCGCCGCGUUCGGCUACUCCGUCCGCCGCCUCGACCAAUCCCUCAAGUGGGCGGAGCUGGAGAGCGGGGCGACGACGAUCGCGUUCACGCCGCUGCACCAGAGGGAGACGGACGCGCUGACGGGGGCGGUGCAGCUGCCGGGGACGGCCGGCGAGCGCGGCCCCGUGGAGAUCUGCUUCGACUACGCGGACGUGGACGCGGCGUACCGGCACGCCGUGGACAGCGGCGCCGUGCCGGUGAGCGCCCCGGAGCAGAAGAGCUGGGGCCAGAAGGUCGGAUACGUCAGGGACAUCGACGGGAUCGUCGUGCGCAUGGGCAGCCACGUCCGCGCGUAG
Oryza brachyantha (malo sina) is the source of this 417-nucleotide messenger RNA. RefSeq lists its product as uncharacterized. The record is from RefSeq and is a predicted model, not a curated record. NCBI's taxonomy places the organism in Eukaryota, Viridiplantae, Streptophyta, Magnoliopsida, Poales, Poaceae. The transcript is spliced from 2 exons. The coding region runs from base 1 to 417 and encodes 138 amino acids.